AGCAAAUCAUGCAAAAUACACUAGGCUGAAAAUCUCAACUCUGCUGUUUGUUGCUCGUUAUAAAAGCCAAUGUCAAUUUAACAUUUUGAUAACAAUUCAGUUAUCAAUUUUUUUACAUUGUGUGAGCUGACAAUAUCAACGAGUGAGCGUAUUAUCUAAUGGAAACGAACAGCUCAUCGUGUGACCUUCCGACAGAGGUCAUUGACCAUGUGGUCAACAUGUGGGUGGAUGUCUUAAAAACGCCCAUUCCCGCAAGUGGUCACUUUACGGAAGAUGAUAACUUCAUAAAUGUGUCCACAACCUGGUCCGUUGUCGAUCCUGGGAAAAAAGAGGCUGUUCGAUUUCAAAGGAACGCCAGUGUUCUCAAAAAGAGUGUGUCCUGGAACAAUGGAGCCACAUUUAUUGAAAAGGAAAAUCUAAUAAUGAAUGAAACUGCAGCAACUCCAAUUGAUGGAAAAACAAUUUGUAUUUCGAGAGAUGGAUCUCGCAAAGCAAUAUUAAUCGAAAAACCUAAUGGGUCUGGAAAAGAUGCAAAAAUUCAGUUUAUUCAAAUUUGGAACAGCGAUACUCUACUGAAAUCCUAUGAUUUAUCAGCGCUUGAUAAGCAUAAAUCGGUCUAUACUUUCGCCGACUUUGGGUCAACCAUGGUGUGGAAUGAAAGUGGGGAAAUUUUAGCUUACCUGGCAGAAAAGAAAUUUCCAAAACCUCGACCAUUCUUUUCUUCAGACGUUCCUGAUGAGAUGAGCAAUGAUUUAUCUGGGAAAGAUACUAAGGGUCCUAGAGGAGAAGAAUAUGCACUCAAGCAAAGUUGGGGAGAACAAAUGCAUGACAUGCACUUUUCUGUAAUUGUCAUUUUGCACGUGGAGACUGACAAGUUCAACGUUAUUGAAAUGCCCAAUGACCAGUUCCCCACAGACCUACAGUGGGUUGACAACAACUCUAUCAUUGGCACUUCGUAUGCAAUUAAGGAUUGGCGACUUGGAUUGAUUUAUUGCACAAAUCGAGAAAGUCAAAUUUUUCAAAUUAAUGUGGACGGAAGCAAUUUACGCUUUCUAAGUGCUUCCGGACGUGCAGCAUUCUGUCCAAGAGUUCGACCGGAUGGAAAAUUUGUAAUUUGGCAAGAAAGAGCCGUUGACGAACCUCAUAAUCGUGCAAGAAAUAUUAUGGGAACAUCAAUUAGUGAUCAGGCUAUCCCAAAUUGCCUCUAUGAAUCUAUUCCACCAAAUUUGCCUAUUUAUGAUAAUUUUCCGAAACAAUGCUGGGCUCUUGAUGGUAGUUCUUUCCUUGUCAUUGCAAUAAGUGAUGGAACACUGUCGCUAAUUUCUGCUAGUCCAAAAAACGGCCAAGUUGAGACAAAAUUCAUUUCCACGUCAUCUCCAGGGAUUGAUAACAUCUUAUGGAUAGGGCAAAACUAUAUCCUGCUCGCCCGUAGCUCAAGCUUAUGUGGGCCAUACAUUGAGCUGAUGGAGACUGUCGGAGAUAAUCGAAGAGCUGCGUUGUCCAAGGUGCACAAUUCGAUGCCGGCUUCGACACUCACCGCAAAGUUGUAUGGACAAGCGUCAAUUCCGUCUUUCUAUGUUGGCCCUGAAGAAUGUAAACCGAAUAGUGUACCACUAAUCGUAUGGGUUCAUGGGGGCCCCCAUGCAUGUUUUGUGGACAGUUUUGUGCCUGAAGCCACAUUUUUUACUCGCAUGGGAUACGCCUUUCUCAAAGUAAAUUAUAUUGGAAGCACUGGUGCUUCAGCUCGAGAUGAAACCGAUGAUCUUCUGGGAAAAAUUGGGACAUUGGACGUUCAAGAUUCGCAAAGUAUUGUUCAACAAGCAAUCAAGAAAUUUCCAUGCAUUGAUUCUGAAAAAAUUGGGAUUUGGGGCGGCUCGCAUGGGGGUUUUCUUACAUGCCAUUUAAUUGCUCAGUAUCCAGAAUUUUACAAAGCUGCCGUUACACGAAACCCCGUGUGUGAUUUAAACGUUAUGAUAGGAACCUCAGAUAUCUCAGAUUGGGUAUAUGCUGAAACAGGGAUCCCAUUUCUAACGUCUGUUCAAACGGGGUUCGUCCCAGCAGCCAAAUCUAUUGAAGAAACAGAACGAUUGUUCAAGGCGUCUCCAAUAUCUUAUGUGUCAAAGGUUAAAGCUGCAACGCUCUUGUGUGUUGGAACUGAAGAUCUCCGUGUUCCAGCAUCGCAGGGAAUCAGUUUUUACCGUGCCUUGAAAGCUUAUGGAAAAACUGCAGAGAUUCGAGUAUAUCCAGACUGUCAUCCACUAUCUACAAUCCCUGUCCGAAUUGACGGAGUUAUUCACGCGGCUUUGUGGUUCAAGAGAUUUAUCAAAUAAUUAGUAAUUUUAAGCCUAAUUUUGAGGACCAAUACUUUUCUGAAGAUAAAAUGCCCAAUUCCUAUUCUUCUCAACUUAACUUUUCCAUCAUAAUAAAUACAUCCUGAAACUAGAUCAAAUUUA
Folsomia candida is the source of this 2453-nucleotide messenger RNA. RefSeq names its product acylamino-acid-releasing enzyme. The record is from RefSeq and is a predicted model, not a curated record. Bases 159 to 2330 code for a protein of 723 amino acids. Gene Ontology annotation, biological process: proteolysis. Gene Ontology annotation, molecular function: serine-type endopeptidase activity. NCBI's taxonomy places the organism in Eukaryota, Metazoa, Arthropoda, Collembola, Entomobryomorpha, Isotomidae. The transcript has 14 exons.